This is a messenger RNA of Linum trigynum, 258 nucleotides long. NCBI's taxonomy places the organism in Eukaryota, Viridiplantae, Streptophyta, Magnoliopsida, Malpighiales, Linaceae. The record is from the annotation of a GenBank genome assembly.
AUGGGCGUCGGGACGGAUUCGGCGUUUCGGGUUGUUAGCCAGAUUCCAUGGGAGUGGCUUCCCAUAAACUCUUCACAGCGUUACUACGCUUCUUCUUAUACCACUCGAGAUAUCAGCUCCGCAUCUUCCUCCUCGAAGUCAUACCGCACACCCGGCGGCACGAUAUCAUCCUUACCUAAACAACACCGCCGCCGGCUGCUGAUCCGUUAUGCUACCAUCGACAGUGAUUUGAGAUCUAGUGGUCGUGACCUCAAAUGA